GCGCGUGGGGCGGGAGGGUGUCCGGCCCUGCGGUGUAUAAAGUCGCCGGCGCCGGCCGUCCCAGCCACCAUCCGCUGACCGGCCGGCACCAGCGUCCUGCUCUCCGACCAGCCUCUCUGGUCACCGGACACAGCCGCACAGCCGGUGCCGCGCCGCAGCUCGCCAACCUCCGCCAGCAUGUCGCUCUGGACUCUGGUGGCCGCGCUCAGCCUGCUCAGCCUGGCAGAGCCGGGCUCGGCUCAGCAGCCGGUGCUGGGCCGGCCGGCCGAGUCGGCCCGGCUGCCGCUGCCGCCGGCCGCCGCCUCCGCCGCCGCCACCAAGCGCUCGUUCCUGGGCCUGCGGUGCCGCGGCGUGUACGACAAGGGCACGUUCUACGAGCUGGAGACCGUGUGCCGCGACUGUCUGACGCUCUACCAGGAGCCGGAGCUGUACGGCCUGUGUCGCUCGCAGUGCUUCACCACACAGUACUUUGUCGGCUGCCUGGAAGCGCUGCAGCAGGGCAGCGAGGCCGAGCGGCUGGACGCCGCCAUUCGCCGGCUCAGCGGCAGGAAGUAGGUGACGAGAGGAAAGGCGACAUGUCACCGGAUCGGCGAGGACGGACGAACAGAGAGACAGCCGGAUGGCAGGACAGACGUCAGCGGGACGGACAGCGGCACCGCCCUCUGCCAUGGAUCGGCGCGGAGCGCGAGGUGCCCAACGGACGGCGGACCCCCGUACGUUUCGCACGCUUUGGCAGACUGAGUCCCGAACGGUGCCGAAGAGGCGAAACGACAUCACAUUCGACACUAGCCGGAGCUGCGUACGGGCUGGACGCCGCAGCUCCAGCCAGUGGUUGGAAUGAAUAAAAAGUGGAGUGAGCGACAGGCAAAGUACCUAAUUCAUGUGAAGACCCGGUCCUGUAACGAGCAUGUAUAUGUGUUACAAUUGAGGUACUGUGAAUUGGCAGUUAUUUGAACGGUCUGAAA
This is a messenger RNA of Amphibalanus amphitrite, 965 nucleotides long. Its product is annotated as CHH-like protein. The coding region runs from base 178 to 555 and encodes 125 amino acids. The transcript has a single exon. Gene Ontology annotation, molecular function: neuropeptide hormone activity. Gene Ontology annotation, biological process: circadian rhythm. Gene Ontology annotation, cellular component: extracellular region. The record is from RefSeq and is a predicted model, not a curated record. NCBI's taxonomy places the organism in Eukaryota, Metazoa, Arthropoda, Thecostraca, Balanomorpha, Balanidae.